ACACCUGCGAACAAAAAGCAGAAUAUGGUUAAAUCCGAAAUGUCUAAACUAAAAGAGCCCGGAAAAUUUAUUUUAUUGUAACAUAAUGUAAAUGAUUUACUGAAACUGCACAUAAGUUCAGCACCUGCUUCCUCAUUCUGGACAAGACCAUGUAACUUAAAUAUGCAAGACAGUGAAUGUGUCGUCACGUGAAUAACUGCAUACACAUACAAAGAGUGUCACAAAUGAGCUGGUUCCUGUAAAAUGCUUUCCUUAACAAUAUGAAAAUGUUUCCACAUCCUAUAAUAUUUGCAUUAUGUCUUCCCUUAAUUCUUUAUAAUUAACUCAAGGUCAGUUCAAGUGCUGACCACGUCCUAUUUGUAAAUCUAAAUUCUGCUUAUGAGUGGUAAACUAUUGUUCUCCUCGGAACUCCCCAUGACCUCAAAUCGGCAGUAUAUAAGGUUUAUAUGAUGCAUUUGAGACUGAUUUAGCAGAAGUACUGCAUAUCUUUACUUAUAUUCUGAAGUCUGCAUCAGUAGUCAUCAUGACCAGCUCACCUGAAAUUUUGGAUUGGGGUGAGGGAUCAGAUGAAAAUGGUGUAGAGAACAGUGCGAUCUUUCUGAAACAAUGGGAAGCACAGGUUCGGCCUUACAUUGAGAUGAUUGACUUCAUGAGGACAAUUGGCAUUGAGAAGGAGUUUGCGCUGCCCUCCAUUGCAGUGGUGGGAGACCAGAGCUCGGGGAAAAGCUCUGUUUUAGAGGCAUUAUCAGGAGUGGCUUUACCACGUGGAAGUGGUAUCGUCACUCGCUGUCCAUUGGAGCUUAAACUCAGAAAGGUAAAUAUUGGAACAGAAUGGACAGCUGUCAUUUCCUACAAAGAAGUCCGAGAGACGUUUCAUGAUCCCAAACAAGUUGAAGGUUUUGUUAGAAGAGCCCAGAAUAUGCUUGCUGGAGAUGGGGUAGGAAUCUGUGAUGAUCUCAUCAGUUUAGAGAUUGCAUCACCUGACGUGUGUGACCUCACAUUAAUCGAUCUACCCGGGAUAACAAGAGUACCUGUGCAAGGUCAACCUGAAGACAUUGGAGACCAGAUUAGGCGCCUGAUAUUAAAAUUCAUCGAGAAGAAAGAAACCAUCAAUUUGGUUGUCGUUCCCUGCAAUGUUGACGUUGCAACCACAGAGGCUCUUCGAAUGGCACAGGGUGUGGAUACAAAUGGCUCAAGGACUUUAGCAAUAUUAACAAAACCGGACCUGAUAGAUAAAGGAGCGGAGGAGGAUGUUUUACAAGUUCUACAGGGUAAAGUCGUACCACUUAAAAAGGGCUACACCAUCGUCAGAUGUAGAGGUCAGAGCGACAUCAAUGAAAAUGUUUCUUUGGCCGAAGCAACAAAACAGGAGACAGAGUUUUUUGCAAACCACCCACACUUCAGUUAUCUUCUUGAUGAACAAAGGGCCACAACAAGCCACCUCGCAACCAGACUCACUAAAGAACUAGUUGAACAUAUCAAGGCUUCCCUUCCAUCUUUAAGUGAGCAAAUUCAUGUCAACUUGAGUUCUUUGAGGGUUGAGCUAAAGAGUUAUUCUGACGGUCCUCCUUUAGAACCAGAAAAAAUGGGACCGUAUCUUAGCAAGAAAAUCUUGGAGUUCAGUGACCAGAUAAGCGAGUUGUGUAGAACGGGAGAAUCGGACAGUGGAAAUCUUUACUCGCUCCUUCGUCCGGUGUUCAAGAAUUGGGAAUCCCUUCUGAGUGACUCCAAAGCAUUGUUCCGAGAGUCAGUAAUGGAGAUGAUAAAUAAUUAUGAUGAAGCCCAUCGUGGGAGAGAGCUAGUGACCUUCAGCGACUACUGCGUGUAUGAAUCUCUGGUGAAGAAACAUGUUGGAAAUCUUAAACAACCGGCUCUGGAUACACUGAAACUCAUUCGAGGUAUUGUACAGAAGGAGUUUAGGGUCAUGUGUGAGAUGUCCUUCCCAAACUACCCUCAUUUGAAACACAUAAUAUUGAACCAGAUUGAUGACAUUCAGUCAAAGCAGGAAACCAAAGUGGAGAAGAGGAUCUACGAAUACAUUAAGAUGGAGAAACUUGUGUACACACAGGAUCCUAUUUUUACCCAGAAAGUUGUGGAUUUUAAAUUUGUCGAAAGAAGACAAGAGUACGAAUCCAUCUCUUUAGAUACGGGCAAAGAUGCAACCUCCCCCCAAAACUGUGCUGUUUUUGACACCAGAAAACUGACACCCGAGAAACUUAUCAUCUACUAUGAGAUUGUGUAUCAGCGUCUAGCCGACUAUAUUCCUAUGGUGAUCCUGCUGUUUAUACUGAAAGAAGCUGCUGUGAUUUUGCGAGCUCAAGCCAUGGACCUGCGGGAUGGAGCUGAUGUUGUGAAGCUGCUGGUGGAGGAUUCAGAUGCUGGGAGACGGAGAACAGAUUUAUAUCAGCGUAUGGAGCGACUGCGUAUGGCACAAGAAAGGAUCAGUGUGUACCUCUGAGACAGAACUAUAACGUUUUAAAAGAGAGCUGUCAUUGGACUUGUAUGUCUUUGCUUUUAAUCACUGAAAGUAAAAAGCUUUUAAAAAAAAAUAUGGCCACGUUAAAAAUGUACUCAAGUGAAUAUUAAAGAGAAGAUGAAAAUAUGUACAUGUUACUUAAAUGUGUUCAUGUUUGAGCUCUUGUUUUUUAUGUAAAUUUUGUUUUACCAGCUGAAAUCACAUGCGACCAAAUUUCUCAAUGGUGCGUCUUAAAAAAUCUCAUGUUGCACCGGUGUAACCAGGCGUUCGAGCAAAAAAGCCGUGGUCCAGAUGUACGUGUGUGUACGUUUAAAAAUGCGUGUGUGCUCCAGUCAGACAGAGAGAGGUGAGUAGCCGUCAGAUAAACAGAGUGGAUGUAGCCGCGGAUGAUAAGAGAAGAGCAAAAGAACAAUAGGCUUUAUGCCCAGCUGCACUACUUGCUGAACUUCAGCCAGCUCCUUGUUUCCUGUCUGCCAUUAUUGGACAAACUGAUUAAUCCAGGUGUGCCUGACCUCAGUAGUCACAAACAAACUGAUUAAUCCAGGUGUGCCUGACCUCAGUAGUCACAACAACAAUAAUCAGACAUACCUGGAUUAGUUUGUCCAAUAAUGGCAGACAGGAAACAAGGAGCUGGCUGAAGUUCAGGAAGUAGUGCAGCUGGGCAUAAAGCCUACAGUGUAAAACCUAAAAGUUAACUCAAACCAUUUAAGUAAACCGGUUGCAUUAUUUUUAAAAUGUUCACACUACUUAAAUAUAAGUGCAUAAUUUCACAUGAGUCAAGUUCACAGUACUUACAUUUAUGUGUUUUAAAACUUAAAUGCCCUAAUGCAACCAGUUUACUUAAAUGGUUUGAGUUAAGUGAACUGUUAGGUUUUACAGUGUAUUGACAACUAUUCGUUAAGAAUGUUAAGUUAAGGCCUGAUCUGUCCGAAGAUCAUAAACCAAUGCUCUGACAUCAACCUCCAGUCACAUCAGCCCUGGUCCGAAGACGGCAUUAUGUAUUUAACCUGAAUUUCAAUUUUUGACAUGACCUUACUCAAUCAAUAUUAAAAAUGAAAAUGAUUUGCUUAUGUGAUUGUAUCUGAUAACACAAUAAACUGUGUUGGGCUUGUUGUAAAUGUAAAUCAUUACUCAAUACUUUUUUUAAAUGUAAUACUAUAACUUUAUUAUUUUUUUCAAGAGUAAUUAUUUACAAUUGUUAUAUUAUGUUACUUUUACUGAUGAUAAGACACAAUCUUUCAAAUAAUUUCUGUUACUUAGUUACUUAAUAAAGCAGCAAUAAAUACAUCUGCAACAGGAAUUUAAGUUUAAACAGCCAAACCCACAGAAAAUGCUGAAAAAUAUUAGCUAGCAGAACACCCUAAACUGUUUAGAUUCCAUAUGUUACACCUUUAUGUUUGGUUUAUGCUCUACUACCAUAAUAUAAAUAUCCUCCUUCUCCUUCUUGGUUGUCCAUCGUUGUCCAAUUGAUGUAAUUCUCACAACAGGACAAAACCUUGCGUUAACCAAAUGACUGGCACGUUGUGAUACUUUCACUGUCAAAAUUCACUGUCACUUUUCACCUUGCUUUCUAAAUUCCUAAACGUAAAUGUAACCUGUUGCUAGUAGUGUAAGUUUUGCAUUUAACAUGCAGAACACCUUUGACAGAGGUUUAAUGUAUUUGCAUUACUCAGUCUGAGGGUGGCGCUCUAAUGUUAAUUGGCAGGCUUUACAGUCAUCUACAGUAUAUGAAGCUAUGUUAUACACAUUAUAAUGUAUUAUGAUUGUUUAUGACUAUUGAUUUAGAAUGUUGUGAAUAAAUUCAGGAGAGGAAAACAAAACUACAUAAAUUAUCAGAACAUCUAACCAAGUAACCGAGUGUAUGGGGAACUGGCUUAUUUAACAAAAACACAAACAAAAUACAGGCUUUUCUAU
This is a messenger RNA of Misgurnus anguillicaudatus (oriental weatherfish), 4390 nucleotides long. It is a transcript of the gene mxh, whose product is annotated as myxovirus (influenza virus) resistance H. The record is from RefSeq and is a predicted model, not a curated record. Gene Ontology annotation, molecular function: GTP binding; microtubule binding; GTPase activity. Gene Ontology annotation, biological process: synaptic vesicle budding from presynaptic endocytic zone membrane; receptor internalization; defense response to virus. Gene Ontology annotation, cellular component: synapse; nucleus; cytoplasm. Lineage: Eukaryota; Metazoa; Chordata; Actinopteri; Cypriniformes; Cobitidae.